Messenger RNA from Psammomys obesus (fat sand rat), 1819 nucleotides. RefSeq names its product JunB proto-oncogene, AP-1 transcription factor subunit (gene Junb). The transcript has a single exon. Gene Ontology annotation, biological process: regulation of cell cycle; regulation of cell population proliferation; regulation of transcription by RNA polymerase II. The record is from RefSeq and is a predicted model, not a curated record. The coding region runs from base 303 to 1337 and encodes 344 amino acids. Lineage: Eukaryota; Metazoa; Chordata; Mammalia; Rodentia; Muridae. Gene Ontology annotation, molecular function: RNA polymerase II cis-regulatory region sequence-specific DNA binding; transcription factor binding; DNA-binding transcription factor activity, RNA polymerase II-specific. Gene Ontology annotation, cellular component: transcription regulator complex.
UGGGGCCGAGCGGUGGGGACCUUGAGGGUGGCCAGGCCAGCUUUGGAUCCUGCGGGGAGCGGGGAGCUGAGGGGAGCGACGCCGAGGAGCGGGCGCACCACGGAGGGCGAGACAAGCUCCGGAAGCCCGGCAGCGCUUUCUCGCACAGCUGCCAACUGGCCGCUGCCGACGGUCUCCAGCUCCCGAGGACGCGCGACCGGACACCGAGCCCCGCCGCAGCCGAGGACAGCUCGCCGCUCGCCGCAGCGAGGCCCGGGGCGGCCCUUCAGGGGGACCUUUCCCAGACCGCCCGGGCCGCCCGGAUGUGCACGAAAAUGGAACAGCCUUUCUAUCACGACGACUCAUACGCAGCGGCGGGAUACGGUCGGACCCCUGGCAGUCUGUCUCUACACGACUACAAACUCCUGAAACCCACCUUGGCGCUCAACCUGGCGGAUCCCUACCGGGGUCUCAAGGGCCCCGGAGCGCGCGGUCCAGGCCCAGAGGGCAGUGGGGCGAGCGGCUUCUUUUCGGGUCAGGGUUCAGACACGGGCGCAUCUCUGAAGCUAGCCUCCACCGAGCUGGAGCGCUUGAUCGUCCCCAACAGCAACGGCGUGAUCACGACGACGCCCACGCCUCCGGGACAGUACUUCUACCCCCGUGGGGGUGGCAGCGGUGGAGGUACAGGGGGCGGCGUCACCGAGGAGCAGGAGGGCUUUGCGGACGGCUUUGUCAAAGCCCUGGACGACCUGCACAAGAUGAACCACGUGACGCCCCCCAACGUGUCCCUGGGCGCCAGCGGGGGUCCCCAGGCCGGGCCCGGGGGCGUCUACGCCGGUCCGGAGCCGCCUCCCGUCUACACCAACCUCAGCAGUUACUCCCCCGCCUCUGCACCCUCUGGGGGCUCCGGGACUGCCGUCGGGACGGGCAGCUCGUACCCGACGGCCACCAUCAGCUACCUCCCACAUGCGCCCCCCUUUGCGGGCGGCCACCCGGCGCAGCUCGGCCUGAGCCGCGGCGCUUCCGCCUUCAAGGAGGAACCGCAGACCGUGCCGGAGGCACGCAGCCGCGACGCCACGCCGCCCGUGUCCCCCAUCAACAUGGAAGACCAGGAGCGCAUCAAAGUGGAGCGAAAGCGGCUGCGGAACAGGCUGGCGGCCACCAAGUGCCGGAAGCGGAAGCUGGAGCGCAUCGCGCGCCUGGAGGACAAGGUGAAGACGCUCAAGGCCGAGAACGCGGGGCUGUCGAGUACGGCCGGCGUCCUGCGGGAGCAAGUGGCCCAGCUCAAGCAGAAGGUCAUGACCCACGUCAGCAACGGCUGCCAGCUGCUGCUGGGGGUCAAGGGACACGCCUUCUGAGCGCGCCCCUCACACGGACACCCCGGCCUGGGAGGCUGGGCGCCCGCCCCCGCCGGGUGAGGCGGCAGGCCGCAGGCCCUCCCCGGAGGCCUGGGGCGCCGCGCACACACUGGACUCCGGCCCGCCCGCCCGCGCCCGGCCCUUUCACCUCGACGUUUACAUGGCUCCCUUCCGGCGUAUUUUGUAUGGUUUUUUUUUUUUUUUCUGGAGAGAGACUGAAUUCAUAUUGAAUAUAAUAUAUUUGUGUAUUUAACAGAGAGGGGAGAAGGGGGCUAUCGCGGCGGAGCUGGCCCCGCCGCCUGGUACUCAGCCUGCCGGGACACUGGGGAGGGACCUCCGCCCCCUGCCCUCCCCCUCUGCACAGUACUGUGGAGAAGAAACACGCACUUCGUGUCUAGAGUCUAUUUUAAGAUGUGUUUGUGUGUGUGUGUUUGACUUUUUAUUGAAUCUAUUUAAGUAAAAAAAAAAAUUGUCUUUAUUAA